Messenger RNA from Salvia miltiorrhiza (redroot sage), 1158 nucleotides. RefSeq lists its product as uncharacterized. The record is from RefSeq and is a predicted model, not a curated record. NCBI's taxonomy places the organism in Eukaryota, Viridiplantae, Streptophyta, Magnoliopsida, Lamiales, Lamiaceae. Gene Ontology annotation, cellular component: membrane; cytoplasm. The transcript has 3 exons. Bases 211 to 849 code for a protein of 212 amino acids.
UGAAUUGACUAGGAAUACGAUAGACAUAGAUACUUAGGUAGAGAUAGAUUAUAGAUACAGAGAGAUAUAGAGAGAGAAAGGGAGGAGAGAGAGAAUCCGAAACCCACCUUUGUUCCCCUUCCCCCGACUCCCUACUCAAAUAUCUUUGAACACAAUCGCUUUUGAAAAAAAAAACCCUUGGAUUAAACUGAUUGAAUUAACAGGAAAAGCAUGUUGAGAUUGUGGAAAUGGUACCAGAAUUGUUUAGCGACGCAUCCAGUUAAAACCCAGGUGAUUAGCUCCGGCUUCAUUUGGGGGUUGGGCGAUAUUGCAGCUCAAGCCGUCACUCACUCCACCGCCAAGCCGCAAAAGCAUGAUGAACAUAAAGAAUUAAAGAUCAAUUGGAGACGAGUAGCCACCACAACCAUAUUUGGUCUUGGAUUUGUUGGUCCCGUUGGCCACUACUGGUAUGAAGCGCUGGACCGUGUCAUUAGGGUGCGGCUAAAGCUACAGCCAAAUUCCUUCCGUUUUGUCGCUUCAAAAGUAGCAGCUGAUGGUAUAAUCUUUGGGCCCGUGGAUUUACUCGUGUUCUUCACUUACAUGGGCUUUUCCUCGGGUAAAAGUUCUGCUCAGGUUAAGGACGAUGUCAAGAGAGACUUUCUCCCGGCCCUAAUUUUGGAGGGUGCCAUAUGGCCAGCUGUUCAGGUUGCCAACUUCCGAUUUGUCCCUGUUCGCAAUCAACUUCUUUACGUCAACUUCUUCUGUUUGCUGGAUAGCUGCUUUCUUUCGUGGGUUGAACAACAACAAGACGCGCCUUGGAAGCAAUGGUUGAAAUCUAGUCUCUCUUUCAAGGAAGGUCAAGGCGGGUGAUUUCUUUUUCCUUCUCAGGGCUUCUACUCGAGUUUCUGGUAAGCACCAUUUUUGUCAAUGGAAAAUCGAGCAUUCAUCUAGUUAUAAGAAACACCUUUUAGUGGCGGCUCGUAUAUUUGGAGUGGGCAUUCAUGAAAAGAUUGUUACCCCCUAGCCUUUGGAGCUUUUCCAUCCAAGAUGAAGAAGGCGAUGUUGAGUUCUUUGUCCAUUCUUGUUUUUCCUUUUCUUUUAUUUUUUUCUGAUAAUAAAUUUGUUGAACAUGGUAACCAAUAUUUGGUAUUGAGACGAAUUCAUGGAUUUUUCUUUCAA